This is a messenger RNA of Botrytis sinoallii, 1416 nucleotides long. RefSeq lists its product as uncharacterized. Gene Ontology annotation, cellular component: membrane. The transcript has 4 exons. Gene Ontology annotation, molecular function: transmembrane transporter activity. Gene Ontology annotation, biological process: transmembrane transport. The coding region runs from base 1 to 1416 and encodes 471 amino acids. NCBI's taxonomy places the organism in Eukaryota, Fungi, Ascomycota, Leotiomycetes, Helotiales, Sclerotiniaceae. The record is from RefSeq and is a predicted model, not a curated record.
AUGCCUGUCUCAUCCAACUUCCCACUAUCUUCCCCACGUGAAAAGCAGUCUUCGAUCGCGGCGAAGGAAUUAGACACCGCCGCAUUUAAAGUAUCUACUUGCCAAAUAAAUCCAUCAAUUGAGAAAUCUCUGCUUAAGAAGCUUGAUUUGCAUGUUGUUCUACCACUCAUGAUCUUCUAUAUCUUGUUUGAAUUUCCCUCCAAUAUAAUCCUUCGCCGCCUCCCACCAUCACUUUGGUUGACUAUUAUAAUGACACUUUGGGGAAUCAUAACAGUCUGUCAAGCUCUAGUGCGUAGCCAUAGUGCAUUGGUUGGUCUGCGGUUCCUCCUCGGACUCUUUGAGGCUGGUUUCUCUCCCGGCGCUGUCUACCUGAUUUCCAUGUACUACAAACGUUAUGAAUUGCAGUGGCGCCUUAGUCUUUUCUUUGCGGCCUCGAUUCUUUCUGGGGCCUUUGGAGGUCUCUUUGCUUAUGCUCUAGCUCAUAUGAACGGCAUUGGUGGUUAUAGUGGCUGGCGCUGGAUUUUCAUAAUCGAAGGGCUUCUCACCAUUGUUGUUGCUCUCUCCUUCAAAUUCCUGGGUAUUCUAGUCGAUUGGCCCGAAACUGCAUCUUUCCUCACAUCAUCGGAACGGGAAAUGUUAGUCCAACGAUUAAAAGAUGACAUGGGAGAAGAUACCCAGCUUAACACGUUGAAUAAAGAAUCUUUGAAGAGGAUAUUAAGUGAUUGGAAAAUCUACGUAGGAAUCUUUAUGUAUAUGGGAGUUGUAAAUACUGGUUAUGCCACUAGUUUUUUCAUUCCGACAAUCAUUCAGGAAAUGGGAUAUACAGCGAUUGGUAGUCAGGUCAGAACUAUACCUAUAUAUUGUGUGGCUACAACGACGUGUCUUGUAAUAGCAUACUUGACCGAUCGUCUUCAGCAUCGCUUCUCCUUCACGAUCGCUGGAGUCGCGGUUGGUAUCAUUGGCUACGUGAUCCUUCUUUGCCAGUCGCACGUCUCGACCGGUGUGAAAUACAUGGCUUGUUUCUUCAUAACUACGGGCGGAUAUAUGACGCAGCCAGUCACUUGGGCAUGGGUUGCUAACAAUAUGGCAGGCCACUACAAACGCUCCAUUUCCACCGCCCUUCAAAUAGGCGUGGGUAAUAUCGGUGGCAUCGUCGCGUCCAACAUCUUCAUCACAAAUCAAGCGCCAAAAUAUCCUGUGGGAUAUGGAGUCUCUCUGGGAUUGUUGGUCAUGUGUGGAAUCAUGUGUACGGUUUUCUUCUUCGGAUUGAAGAGAGAAAAUGGGAUUAGAGAUAGGGGAGGGAGAGAUUAUAGGUUUGGGGAAGAUGAGGAGAGGCGGAGGUGGAAUAGAGAAGAGGGAAAGGAAGAAGAGGGGAAUUGGGGGGAUGAUUGGCCGGGGUUUAGGUUUGUUCUGUAG